UUCAAAUCCCCGGAUGAUGGCGGUGGCAGCUCCCUGCUAGAAGGCAGCUUACUGCCUCGCAGAAGCUGGCGGGCACCGUGCCCGCCACGGUCGGUCUCCCGGGCACUGGGCCACCGCCCCACCCCCUACCCCCGGACAUGGAGCCAGAGCCAGCGGCUCAGAAGCAGCCCCGACCGCGGAGGAGAAGCCGCAGGGCCUCAGUGCUCUGCGAGGACCGAGCCGCAGGGCCUCCGGCCGACACCCCCGGGCCGGCGGCGGACGGGAGAUGCUCCCUUCGGAGAGGCAGCUCCUUCACAUUUUUAACACCCGGUCCUUCGUGGGAUUUCACUUUGAAAAGAAAGCGAAGAGAGAAAGAUGAUGACGUUGUAAGCCUUAGCAGCCUUGAUCUGAAGGAGCCAAGCAAUAAAAGAGUUCGGCCUCUAGCCCGGGUCACAUCCUUGGCAAACUUAAUCUCUCCCGUCAGAAAUGGAGCAGUCAGGCGCUUUGGUCAAACCAUACAGUCAUUUACCCUUCGUGGUGACCACAGAUCCCCAGCCUCUGCCCAGAAGUCAUUCAGCAGGUCUACAGUCCCAACACCCACAAAGAGAAGAAGUAGUGUGCUAUGGUCGGAGAUGCUAGACAUCAGUAUGAAGGAGUCCUUGACCACUCGAGAGAUCAAACGUCAGGAGGCAAUAUAUGAAUUGUCCCGAGGCGAACAGGACUUAAUCGAGGAUCUCAAGCUUGCUAGAAAGGCCUACCAUGACCCCAUGUUAAAGUUGUCCAUCAUGUCAGAAGAGGAACUCACACAUAUAUUUGGCGAUUUGGAUGCUUACAUACCUCUGCAUGAAGAUUUGUUGGCAAGAAUAGGAGAAGCAACCAAGCCUGACGGGACAGUGGAACAGCUCGGUCACAUUCUCGUGAACUGGUUACCAGGCCUGAAUGCCUACAAAGGCUACUGUAGUAACCAGCUGGCGGCCAAGGCUCUUCUGGAUCAGAAGAAACAAGACCCAAGAGUCCAAGACUUCCUCCAGCGCUGUCUGGAGUCUCCCUUCAGUCGGAAACUAGAUCUUUGGAGUUUCCUAGAUAUCCCUCGAAGUCGCCUUGUCAAAUACCCUUUACUGUUAAAAGAAAUCCUUAGACACACUCCAAAAGACCAUCCUGAUGUUCAGCUUCUGGAGGAAGCAGUAUUGAUAAUACAAGGGGUUCUUUCUGAUAUCAACUUGAAGAAAGGUGAAUCCGAGUGUCAGUAUUACAUCGACAAGCUGGAGUACCUGGAUGAGAAGCAGAAGGAUCCCAGGAUUGAAGCUAGCAAAGUGCUGCUAUGCCAUGGGGAGCUGAAGAAUAAAAGCGGCCAUAAACUGUACAUUUUCCUGUUUCAAGACAUCUUGGUUUUGACUCGGCCUGUCACACGGAAUGAACGCCACUCCUACCAGGUUUACCGGCAGCCAAUCCCAGUGCAGGAACUGGUGCUGGAAGACCUGCAGGAUGGGGAUGUGCGCAUGGGUGGUUCCUUCCGAGGGGCCUUUGGCAACUCAGACAAAGCUAAAAAUAUCUUUAGAGUCCGCUUCCAGGACCCCUCUCCCGGCCAGUCCCACACACUGCAGGCCAAUGAUGUGUUCCAUAAGCAGCAGUGGGUCAACUGUAUCCGUACUGCCAUCACCCCUUUCCAGCGGGCUGCCAGCCCCCUAGAGCUGCAGGGCCUACCAGAGCUCCACGAAGAGUGUGAGGAGAACAACCCAUCUGUUGGGAAUCUCCAGGCCCAGCGAAGGUCAUCAUCCCUGGUGCCCGGGUUUGCACAGGUAGACGAUGAAAGUGUGCUGGAAUGUGGCUCGAGUGUCCAGACAGCCGAAGACACCAAGAGUGUGAAGGCACACCGAGGACAGCCUGGCUUACGAAGAGCAAGGGACAGAGCCCAGUCUGGCGGCAGCAGAAAAGAGACCCUGGUGUAAAUGUGUGCUCUCUGGUGGGAGGCUGUUUAUUUAUACAUUUGUACAGGUUUUUUCUUGUAAUGGGAGCAUCCUAGGGUACUCUGUGCCAACUGUAAUGUGUUCUUGGUUUGGGUUUCUCUCUACUCUCCCCUCCCUCCCCCUCCUGUUAUUGUUGUCUUCGUCAUUAAUGGCAGCUAAAGAUACACAGAUUACUGGUAAAUUGCAGGCUUUAAAGGGGUAUUUUCAUGGAUUAUUUGGAACAUACCAACCUGGUAUUUUGUAUCAGAAGAAAUAUGUAUGAAACUAGUGUUGGCCUGACUAUAGGUUCACCAUGACUUUCCAAUUCCAACCAAAUGUGAUAUUCCCAGUAUUUGCCAAACUUGAAGUUUUGUAAAUGCUGAAAUUCUAUCAGUGUUCCUUGUUAAAUCUCAAAUGAUGAAUGAAAUUUUAAUAAUGACACCCACAAUCUACAUGGAAGAUUUUUGAGUUUGAAAUAUUUGAGUAUCUACAGUGAAGCACUGCUUCCUUGGAAAACAAUCCUAAAGCUUGGUGUGUUUUCCGUUUCUAUCAACUGGAAUGCCUUAUAUCAGUUUUUCACUGCACAUUCCUCAUUUUUCAUUCAUUUAUUCUGCCAACUAUUUAAUUUUUUAU
This is a messenger RNA of Onychomys torridus (southern grasshopper mouse), 2558 nucleotides long. It is a transcript of the gene Net1, whose product is annotated as neuroepithelial cell transforming 1. NCBI's taxonomy places the organism in Eukaryota, Metazoa, Chordata, Mammalia, Rodentia, Cricetidae. The record is from RefSeq and is a predicted model, not a curated record. Bases 138 to 1928 code for a protein of 596 amino acids. The transcript is spliced from 12 exons. Gene Ontology annotation, biological process: positive regulation of Rho protein signal transduction; intracellular signal transduction. Gene Ontology annotation, molecular function: guanyl-nucleotide exchange factor activity.